GUUCUCAAAUUAUCAUGGGAAAGUUAGCGAUCAUGUUGCAGGGUAAGUGCAAGAACCGCAAGGAAUCAUCAUCAUGGCCAUUGACAAAAUGCUUUUACCACACCAAUAGAAGAGACACUGGGGCCAGAAUUGAAGAAGAAUGGAACGUUGAUUUUUCUGAUCUCUUCAUCGGACACAGGUUUUCUCACGGUGCUCACAGUAAAAUUUACCAUGGCAUAUACAAGCAGCAACAUGUUGCAAUCAAAAUUUUCGAGGUACGAGAAUGCGAGGAAGAGGGAAACCUUAGAUCGCUUCUGGAGACACAAUUUCUGAGAGAAGUCACACAUCUACCUCGUAUGCAGCAUCAGAACGUGGUGAGUUUCGUAGCAGCAUGCAGAGAUUCUGAAUCUUAUUACAUUCUCACGGAGUAUCAACAAAAGGGUUCUUUGAGGGCACAUUUGAACAUGCUCGAGUCCAAGCCAAUCUCUCUGAGGAAGAUCAUACGUUUUGCUUUGGAUAUUGCACGUGGAAUGGAAUACGUGCAUGCACAAGGCAUCAUUCACAGAGACCUUAAACCUGAGAAUGUGCUUGUAGACAAGAACUGUCGCCUCAAAAUUGCUGAUUUUGGCAUUGCUUGUGUUGCUUCAAAGUGCGAUUCAUUGAGGGGAACGUAUCGUUGGAUGGCACCAGAAAUGAUCAAAGGAAAAUGCUAUGGAAGGAAGGUUGAUGUGUAUAGUUUUGGGCUUAUUUUGUGGGAGUUGGUGAGUGGAACACUGCCAUUUGCAGACAUGAAUCCGGUUCAGGUUGCUGUUGCAGUGAUUGAUAAGAAUUCAAGGCCUGUUAUUCCCACACAUUGCCCACAUGGUUUGAGAGAUUUGAUUAAUCAGUGUUGGGCGUUGAAACCACAGAAGAGACUUGAAUUCUGUCAGAUUGUUCGAGUUUUGGAGCAAAUGAUCAAAGACAUUGUUCUCUAACGAAGGAAAGUCACAACUUGUUUCAUUUCCAGAUCAGUAGUUUACAGUGUAAAAAUUGCAUUCUGAAUUACUGGUUUUUGGAGAUGAAAGAGACGUGACUUGUGAAAUAAUGGAGUAUAGAAACUGCUAUACCUCUAAGAUUAAUCUUUUUUGUUUAUGUUUUGUAUGUAGAAGGAACAUGAUUGUGUUGCACAGAUCUUGUAGCUAUGCUCAUUGUCACAGUUUUUUGUUGUAUUCAUAAAGUUGGUCAUGUGCUUUAGUAGUGACCUGGUUUUUGUAAUUUGUGUACGACCGUUCCAUUGUUAUUAGAAAAAAAGAAGAAAAAGAAGAGUUGUUUUAGAUAUUUAUAGUCGUGUCAAUUAUUUCAUUUUG
Molecule: messenger RNA, 1325 nt
Organism: Vigna unguiculata (cowpea)
Lineage: Eukaryota; Viridiplantae; Streptophyta; Magnoliopsida; Fabales; Fabaceae
Product: serine/threonine/tyrosine-protein kinase HT1 pseudogene
Source: RefSeq, a predicted model, not a curated record